Molecule: messenger RNA, 3688 nt
Organism: Harpia harpyja (harpy eagle)
Lineage: Eukaryota; Metazoa; Chordata; Aves; Accipitriformes; Accipitridae
Product: fibroin heavy chain-like
Exons: 8
Coding region: 38-3364 (1108 amino acids)
Biological process (GO): regulation of transcription by RNA polymerase II
Molecular function (GO): RNA polymerase II transcription regulatory region sequence-specific DNA binding; DNA-binding transcription factor activity, RNA polymerase II-specific; protein dimerization activity
Source: RefSeq, a predicted model, not a curated record
CAUAUAAGGGGCGGGCGGGCGGCGGCGCGGCGCGAGGAUGCUCCGCUCCACCAAGGGCGCCUCCAAGGCGCGGCGGGACCAGAUCAACGCCGAGAUCCGCGCCCUGCGCGACCUCCUGCCGCUGCCCGAGGGCGACCGGCCGCGCCUCUCCUACCUGCACGUCAUGGCCCUCGCCUGCAUCUACACCCGCAAGGGCGCCUGCCUCCGUCCCGGCCCGGCGCGGGGAGCACCCAUGGAGCUGCUGGGGGGACCGGAGCUGGCCGACCUGGUGGCGUCACUGCCCGGCUUCCUGCUGGCCGUCACCCGUGAGGGGAAGCUGGUCGGCGUCACCGACAACGUCGCGCAGCACCUGGGGCACUCCAUGGUAGACCUGGUGGCACAGGGUGACAGCAUCUACGACCUGCUGGAUCCCGCCGACCACCCCCUGGUGCGACAUCAGCUCACCCUGCCCGGGCCCCCCCAGGCAGAGCGCCUCUUCCGCUGCCGUUUCACCACCUCGCGGGCCUCGCGCCGUCCCAGCGCCGGGCGGAAGCUGGUGCUGUUGCGGGGCCGGUUCCAGGCCCCCCCCGGCCCCCCCGGGGCUCCCCCGGGACUUUUCGUCGCCUUCUGUGCCCCCCUGGACCCCCCACCCUGGCCCUGCCCCGACUGCCUGCUGCUGCCUGCCUUCCAGAGCCGCCAUGCCCGUGACCUUGCCCUGCUCGACAUCUCCGACAGCGUCCUGAUCCACCUGGGCUACGGGCGUGGGGAGCUCCUGGGUCGCUCCUGGUACCGGCUCCUGCACCCCGAGGACCUCGGCCACGUCGCCCGCCAGCACCUCCGCCUCGCCGGAGCAGGGGCAGAGGCGCGGGGGGAGCUGGUGACGCGGCUGCAGCGCAAGGACGGCCUGGGCUGGACGUGGGUCUACGCCCGACUGCGCCCCGAGGGCCCGGCCCUGCUCGCCCACAACUUCGUCAUCAGUGAAGCUGAAGCCUGGUGCCUGCGGCAGCAGCUGGCAGCUGAGGCCCCCCCAGGGCCCCCCGAGCCCUUCGGCCCAAGCCUUGACUUCCCCGGUGCUGCCAUCGGAGCUGGUGGGGACCUUGGUGUUGGCGCCGACCCCAGCAUUGGCCUCGGUGUUGGCCCCGGCAUUGGAUCCGGCGUUGACCUCGGUGUUGGAUCUGGGCUUGGAGAUGACAUUGGAGCUAAUGUUGGCGUCAACGUUGGCCUUGGCCUUGGGGUCAACGUUGGGUGUGGCCUCGGAGCCGAUGUUGGACAUGGUCUUGGAGCUGGCCUUGGGGCCAGCGUUGACCCUGCUGUCGGAGCUGGUGUUGGACCUGGUCUUGGAGCCAACAUGGGACCUGGUCUUGAUGCCAACAUGGGACCUGGUCUCGGAGCUGCCAUCGGACACGGUCUUGGAGGCAACGUUGGGGCCAACAUUGACCCUGGUCUUGGAGCCGGCGUUGGAGCAAAUGUUGGACGUGGCCUUGGAGACGGUGUUGGACACGGUCUUGGCUCUGAUGUCAGCGCUGGAGUUGGCAUUGGCGUGGGAGCUGGCAUCAGAGUCGACGUUGGCCUCGGCGUGGCAGCUGGCACCGGCGCCGAUGUUGGCCCCAACCUUGGGGCUGAUAUUGGAGCUGCUCUUGGAGCUGGCGCCGGAGAUGAUGUUGGAGCUGGUCUCCAAGCCAAUGGUGGAGCAGACACUGGCCCCAGUCUCGGAGCCGGCGUUGCGCUCAGUGUCGGGGCCAACAUUGGGCCUGGUCUUGGUGGCGGUGUCAGAGCCAGCGUUGGGCUCGGCAUUGGGGCUGUUGGUCCUGCUCUUCCAUCUGAUGUCGGCGCUGGCGUGGGACUCACCGUCGGUGCCAGCGUUGGAGCCAAUAUAGGUGCUGGAGUCAGCGCUGGUGUUGGACUUGGCCUCGGAGCCAAUAUUGGAGCCAAUGUUGGCCCCAGUCUUGGAUCCACUGUUGGACUUGGCGUUGGAGCUGCUCUUGGAGCCAAUGUUGGCUCUGCUCUUUCAUCUGGUGUUGGACCUGGCGUUGGACUUGCCGUUGGAGCUGCCGUUGGAGCCAACGUUGGCUCUGGUCUCGGAUCCAGUGUUGGACUUGCCGUUGGAGCCGGUGUUGGAGCCAAUGUCGGCUCUGGUCUUGGAUCUGGUGUUGGACUUGCUGUUGGAGCCGGCGUUGGAGCCAACGUUGGCCCUUCUCUUGGAUCCGGUGUUGGACUUGCCAUUGGAGCCGGAGUUGGAGCCAAUGUUGGUGCUGCUCUUGGAUCCGACGUUGAUGUUGGCGUUGGACUUGGUGUUGGAGCCAACGUUGGCACCGCUCUUACAUCAGAUGUUGGAUCGGGUGUUGGACUUGGCAUUGGAGCUGCUGUUGGAGCCAACAUUGGUGCUGGCGUUGGCUCUGGUCUUGGAUCCAGCGUUGGACUUGGCCUCGGAGCCAAUGUUGGCUCCAACAUUGGCUCCGCUCCUGGAUCUGAUGUUGGCGCCGGCAUUGGACUUGCAGUUGGAGCUGGUGUUGGAGGCAGCAGUGGCUCCGGUCUUGGAUCUGCCCUUGGAUUUGCUGUUGGAGCUGCACUCGGAGCCAACGUUGGCUCCGGGCUUGGACCUGAUGUUGGCACCACUGUUGGACUCAGCCUUGGAGCCAACAUUGGAGCCAACGUUGACUCUGCUCUUGGAACCAGCAUUGACACCGGCAUUGGACUUGGUGCUGGAGCCAACGUUGGAUCCGGCGUUGUACUUGGUGCUGGAGCUGCCGUUGGAGCCAACGCUGGCUCUGCUCUUGGAUCCACCAUUGGCCUUGGCCUUGGAGCCAGCGUUGACCCCGCUCUUGGAUCUGGUGUUGGCCUCGGUGUUGGAGCCGCCAUUGGAGCCAACGUCGGCACCGCCCUUGGCACCGGACUUGGCCUUGGAGCCAACCUCGCCGCCGGCGUUGGCUCUUCCCUGGGCCCCGCCAUCGGUCCUACCCUCGGAGCCGUCGGCGGAGCCAAUGCCGGCGUAGGCUUGGCUGCGGGCGCCCGCCUCGCACCAGGCCUGGGGAUCCCCGAGGUGCCGGGGGGAUCCACCGAGACCUGGACGCCCCCGUACACCCCCCGGCAAGCCCCGCCCUUCGCCUUCGGCCCCCUGGAGCCCCCCGAGGCAGCACCCGAAAAGUUACCGCCGAGUCCCGAGAGUCCCGGGGGGAUCCCGGGUGGGACCCCCGGCUCCCUCCUCACCCCCGAGACGUCACCGCCGCCACCCCCGUCGGCCCCGCCCGGCCCCGCCUUGCGUCGCCUACUGCAGGGAUUGGCCGCCGCCGCCGUCGUCAACCGCGGGGGAGCCAGGCGUUCGGGGGGUACCCCCAGCCCCCGCCCGCCCCCCCCCGCCCCGGUCGCCCCGCGACCCCUUCGCUGAGUUGUAUCAACUCCCCCAGAGCCGCCUCCAGGACGCCUUCCGCCAAGCCGGAAGCCAGCGCGCCCCGUCGUUCUGAACUAAGUCUGUGACGCGACUUGCCCCCAGUAUGGCAUAUUGUCAUUGUCACCCCGGCCCGGUGCCACCGUCCCCCCGGCCCCGGCCGUGUCCCCUCCCCCCACCGCCCCCCCCCGGGGCCUUUCGUGCUAAUUUAACUCGUAACGAGUCUCUAAGGUAAUUGGGGGGGGGCUGGUGGCCCCCCCCUCCCCCAGCCCGGACGCCUGGGUCCCGUCCCCCGUGUCCCCAUCCCCACCCCCACUCCGGGAC